GCAAUGUCCUCCGCAUGCUGAUAUUAUUGACGUCAAAACGACUUAGAAAUCAGUGAUGCAUAUACCACCAGAACAAUAACAAAAAAAAAAUUCUGUCACCCCCUGUGCUCUUAUCCAUCUCCUCGAAGUUUCAACGCCGUUCGGUAUUUUUGCGUUCUCCUUUAAGGAUAAACCUUGCGCAAACUCACUGGAGUGUCGACGGCUGCCAUCUUGGUGAGCUGAGACGAACGUAUGUGCAGAUGAGGGGGAAAAAAACACGGGGAAGUGAAUGAAUUAGUUCUGCAGUUAAGGAGUGAAAGUUAAUACGGUCGCGGUUUCAUUUUUUAACAUUUGCGAGGUUUCAUUCCCUGGUGCCAUGCCGUCUGUCUCGUUGCCACCCAAAGAGAGUAACCUCUUUAAGAGGAUCCUGAAAUGUUACGAGCAAAAGCAGUACAAGAAUGGACUGAAGUUUUGCAAGAUGAUUCUUGCUAAUCCAAAAUUUGCUGAGCAUGGAGAAACUUUAGCAAUGAAAGGCCUUACUCUGAACUGCUUAGGAAAGAAAGACGAUGCAUAUGAGUUUGUCAGGAAAGGACUACGCAACGAUUUGAAAAGCCACGUCUGCUGGCAUGUCUAUGGGCUUCUCCAAAGAUCUGAUAAGAAGUAUGAUGAGGCCAUCAAGUGCUAUCGCAACGCUCUCAAACUGGACAAAGACAACCUGCAGAUUCUGCGAGACCUAUCUCUGUUGCAGAUACAAAUGCGUGAUCUGGAAGGAUACAGGGAAACCAGGUACCAGCUGUUGCAGUUACGACCAACGCAGCGAGCUUCCUGGAUCGGCUAUGCCAUUGCCUACCAUUUGUUGAAGGAUUAUGACACAGCCUUAAGACUGCUGGAAGAGUUCAGGAAAACCCAGCAAGUUCCUCCCAAUAAAAUAGACUACGAGUACAGUGAAUUGCUGCUCUACCAGAAUGAAGUCAUGAGAGAAGGCAGUUUGUUUCAAGAGUCCUUAGAACACAUAGAAACAUAUGAGAAGCAGAUAUGUGAUCAACUUAUGGUAGAAGAAAUAAAAGGUGAGAUGCUGUUGAAGUUGGGAAAGCUAGAAGAAGCUGCUAAAGUCUACCGAGCUCUGAUUGAUCGCAAUGCAGAAAACUGGUCUUACUAUCAGGGCCUUGAACAAGCUCUCCAGCCAAGUACAGUGGAGAAGAGACUGCAAAUCUAUGAGGAGGUUGGAAACAUGUAUCCCAGAGCAGUCUCUCCAAAGAGGCUGCCGUUGAAUUUCCUUUCAGGUGAAAAAUUCAGGGAAAAGAUUGAUAAAUAUUUACGAACACAUUUCAGCAAAGGUUGUCCCCCGUUGUUCACAACCUUGAAGUCAUUGUACAGCAGUCUGGAAAAAGUUUCUGUAAUACAAGAACUUGUUACUGGCUAUGAUAUUUCUUUGAAGACGUGCGAUUUGUUUAGCCCUAAUGCAAGCGGUGAAAAGGAACCCCCAACAACCCUGCUUUGGGUUCGCUAUUUCCUGGCACAGCACUUUGACAGACUGGACAAGAGGACUUUGGCACUGGAAUACAUAAAUGCUGCCAUUGAAAGCACUCCGACUCUAAUAGAAUUGUUUUAUGUAAAGGCGAAAAUCUAUAAGCAUUCAGGCAACCUAAAAGAAGCUGCAAAAUGGAUGGAUGAAGCUCAGUCCCUUGAUACAGCUGACCGCUUCAUCAACUCAAAGUGUGCAAAAUACAUGCUGAGAGCUGGCAUGAUAAAGGAAGCUGAGGAGAUGUGCUCCAAGUUCACAAGGGAAGGCACGUCUGCGAUGGACAACCUAAACGAAAUGCAGUGCAUGUGGUUCCAGACGGAAUGUGCCGCUGCUUAUCAAAGGCUUGGAAUGUACGGGGAGGCUCUGAAGAAGUGUCAUGAAGUAGAAAGGCACUUCUUUGAGAUCACAGACGACCAGUUUGAUUUCCAUACCUACUGCAUGAGGAAGAUGACUCUACGUGCCUAUGUGGACCUCCUCAAACUUGAGGAUGUCCUAAGAAGACACUCCUUUUACUUCAAAGCAGCACGCUGUGCAAUAGAAAUCUACUUGAAGCUACAUGAUAAUCCUCUUACGAACGAGAGCAAAGAACAGGAAGUAAACUCUGAGAACCUGUCGGCCAAGGAACUGAAGAAGAUGCUGAGCAAGCAACGGCGAGCACAGAAGAAAGCCAAGCUGGAGGAGGAGAGGCGGCACGCGGAACGGGAGAGGCAACAGAAGAACCAGAAAAAGAGGAGGGAUGAAGAGGAGGAGGAGACCAGCGGGCCGAAGGAGGAACUUGUGCCAGACAAGCUUGAAAGGGUUGAAAACCCUUUAGAAGAGGCUAUCAAAUUCCUGACACCCCUUAAAAACCUUGUGGCUGACUGUAUAGACACACACCUCCUAGCAUUUGAAAUUUAUUUUAGAAAAGGAAAGUUCCUCCUGAUGCUGCAGUCGGUUAAAAGAGCCUUUGCCAUUGAUGCAGACAGCCCAUGGCUACACGAGUGCUUGAUUAGGUUCUCGAAAGCAGUGUCGGAUCACAGUAACCUCCAUGAAACAGUGCACAAAGUCUUGUCUCAAGAAAUGAAGAAAAUCUUUGCCAAUAAGAAUUACGAGGCCUUCAACGAUGAAUUCCUAAAGAAAAAAUCAAACUCCAUCCAACACUUACUUUCAGGUGCCAAGAUGAUGUAUUUUCUGGAUAACACAAGGCAAGAGAAAGCAAUCUCUAUAGCCACGAGACUGGAUGAGACAAUGUCAGACAGAAAUGCCAAGACUUGCACCAGGGUCCUAGACGCACUGUUAGAGGGGAGUCUUGGAAGCUGCCAGUCUCAGGCAGAGGACUAUCGCUCCGCGUGCCACCGGCUCUUCCCGCUGGCAGCCGCCUUCCUGCCUCCCGCGGACGAGGAUGACAAAUGCCCCGCCUCCUUGAACAACACUACUAUUAACCACGAGGUGCUGUCCAAUGAAAUCUGAGCCCGCAGCAGCGGUAUGAGACGUUGAGCACCACUGACCUGUAACUGCUGGAGAUAGAUCAGGUUUCCUUUUUAAAGGAUGUGGUAGAAAACUGUGUGUCCUGGAUUUAAAAAGACUUCUGUGCUUUGAUAAAUGAUUUCAAAUUGAAGUUUUUUUUGUGCUGUUUUUUUGUUUUUAAAGCGCUGCCAUAAUUGUCAUUUUUCCUCCCCCAGGCCAUUGGUGGGGGAGAGGUGGUUCCAUUAAGAAAGAGAAAAUGUAUUGCCUUUUUGUUAUGGUUUUAUUUUUACUUCUGCAUCCAUCGCUAUAUGGUUUCUGGACACUGUACGUCUCCACAAAGAAUACAUCAGAAGAUGUGUAAGCGAUUCGUUUUUUGUGAAUGAUAAAGCAGGGCUUUAUUGAAAUCCAAAGCUGUAACACCACUGUUUAUUCCCAUUUCAGCCCCAGGUUUUUAUUCCAUUACACCACAUGGUCAGUUGUAGCUAAGGUGCAUGAUUGCUUGAUGCCUUUCUUAAUAAACUUCAUUGGAUACAGGAUGUGAAAAGAAUGUUUGUUCAACAGCUUUGUCUUAAAACUGCGGCAGUAACUGAUUGCUGUGCACAUUUUGUCUUUGCAGAUGGGUUUUUAGUCACUUAGAUGCAUAGUAUCAUUUUCAAGAAAUAUUAGCCUUAAGCAUUAACACAGUUAAGAAAUGCUGCAGUUUUAAUUUAAAAUAAAUCAGUUCAAUACACUGUUUUUAUGUGGUCUUAUACCGUAGCCUUUUGCACUGUUAACAUGCGUUAUAAAAUGGUAUUUUAUCUGAUAUUGGCAAAAUCCAACAAGUCCAUACUUGAGCAUGUUUUGUUUGUAACCCUUCUCAGGGCCGUUAGUGAUUUUAAUGACUUUUAAACCUCAAUAUAAAGAUGGAGGCUUUGUUCACCUUUUUAUCAAAAAGAAAGCAAAAAUGCAAAAAAUAGGUCUUGGUAAAAAGUACUUAUUUUGUGAGGGAGGGUCUUUAAAGAUUACCUUGCUUGAAAAUGCUCUUUUUAACUGGCUCCAUCAUUGUUGUUUUCACAAGGUUUAUUCAUGUUUGCUGUCCUCUGUGAACAAUUGAUGUGGUUAUUUCCAUUACUCGGUUAUUGUCUGCAUUGUUCCUAGACACUUUAAGUGUUAAGACGUUUGUUGAAUUAAGUGGAUAGCAGUUGUUGUGAAUUUUGUUUGGUUAUUACUGGAUUUGGGAGGGGGAGGGGAGACCUAUAUUACAGCACUUUUUCCCCCUGUCAUUUUACUGUCCCCCAAAUUGUGUGCAGAAUUCUCCUAAAAGGUUUCACUGUACAAUAUUGCCAAUUUAUGUAAUGCUGUAAUAAAUUAUUUUGUACUCAAAA
This is a messenger RNA of Lepisosteus oculatus (spotted gar), 4314 nucleotides long. Its product is annotated as N-alpha-acetyltransferase 16, NatA auxiliary subunit. The record is from RefSeq and is a predicted model, not a curated record. Gene Ontology annotation, molecular function: protein binding. Gene Ontology annotation, cellular component: NatA complex; cytoplasm. Gene Ontology annotation, biological process: N-terminal peptidyl-methionine acetylation. Lineage: Eukaryota; Metazoa; Chordata; Actinopteri; Semionotiformes; Lepisosteidae.